Molecule: messenger RNA, 2366 nt
Organism: Panicum virgatum (switchgrass)
Lineage: Eukaryota; Viridiplantae; Streptophyta; Magnoliopsida; Poales; Poaceae
Exons: 10
Biological process (GO): proteolysis
Molecular function (GO): cysteine-type peptidase activity
Source: RefSeq, a predicted model, not a curated record
GGCGGCAAGCAGCCAACGAUCAGCACAGGUGCACCAGCAAGAGCACAGAGCACACGUGCAGCUGCGGCAGAAAAACAGAGCAGCUCGGCAGCAACAAAAGACGAAGAUGCUGAGUUCGAAGAUAAAAGUGACACACCCUCCGGGGGGGAUCUUGAGUACGCUGAGGAGUCUGAAGACGAGCCCAUUGUUAAUUGUGAGCGCAGAUCCAAAAGAAAACAAGAUGAUGGGGGAAAGGGUCAGGAAAGUAGUAGUGAGGAAUUGGAAGAUUAUGCCGAUUCAGAUUCUGGCAACGAUCGGGGAGAAGAUGGGGGAGAAGAUCGGGAAGACGAGCCUAUUGUUAGUAGGGAUAUAAAUGAGGGAUCUCAACUUGCUUGCAACACCCAGUCGCUAGACAUUGAUGUCACCGGCUUUACUGCAACACAAAGAGAUGGUACACAAGAAGUUGACAUCACCGGGCUACAGAGUCAACAAAAUGAUGAUGAAAUACAAGUUCAAAGCAAGGAGAAAGGUAUCCCUCAAGGCAAAGAAGACAACAAAGAUGGUGAUGACAAAGAAGAAGACAAAAAAACACACCACUAGCAAAUUGUGAUGAUGCUAAAGGCAAACAGCCAAGGAAAGAUGACGACCAAGAUGAUGAAGGAUAUAGUGGGGCCAACAAUCCCGAAGAGCAAGCUGCAAGCAAUAUAGGGGAUGAAAGUGGGAAUGCAAGUCAAAGGUUAAGACCUCAAAAUUCUAAAGGGACAGCAGAUACAAAAGUCUCAGGCAAGUGCAGUGAUGACCAUCUGGAGCCUAGGGAAGAAAAUACGCUGAGUAUCAGAGAAGAGAUGAAAGCAUUAGGGCUACUUGAUGAUACAAUAUCAGGUCGUGCGACUGCAAAGCAAAUGGUUUUUGAACCAAUAGAGAUUUUAGAAGUGAGUGCAAUAGCGGAGGUGAAGAAAAUGGUUGAGGAUUGCAUGCAGCCACUACCUAUGCCGGACUCCGGAUUAAAUCUGCCACUCAAAGAAGAAUCUGAGAAGUUCGAGGCUAAACAAAUCAAAGAUGCCAUCGACAACCACCUUUCCCCUGAAACAAAAAAAAAAGAAUUGAGGACCAAUAGAACUGCUACAAGGACAGAUUUUAUGACUAGAAAGAAGUUGGCUGCUGAAAGUCCGAAGGCUGCAUGCCACUUGCCUCCACUUGCACCCAAAAAGGAUAAUGGAAAGAAAACUUCAGACAAAAUGCAGCUCCCCCAAGAAGUAAAGGGUUCAAACGAACUCAAACAAAACAGCAAAAGCCCACAGAGCAAUGAAAAUCAAAAAGAUGAAGCAUCUGCAGCAUCAUCAACAGCAGCAAGGAUAAAUGUUUACACCAAGAAGCCAAGGAAAAUUUCAACUGAAAUGGAAAAGCUAGUAGAAGCUUCGCUUCCAACAGACAAGGGUGAAGAGAGCAAAGGCCCGCUGGCAGCCAAAAAGUUAGAUGAGAAAGCAAAGGGCAUUUCCGGUGAGGGAGGAAGCAAUCUUCCAAUCAUGCGCACUAUUGAGGAGAUCAAGAAAUCUAAAGGAUACAGGGAUGCCCCAGACGCACCCAGUUUCUCACUUGGGUUUGAUGAUGUUACCCAGAAGAGCCCAAUUAAAUCAACUACUGACGACUUUAUCACCUCCUCAAUGUUUGACCAACUUUGUGAUGAUGCCAUGAAGAACUCAGCGAAGCAUCAAGAUUACCCCACCAUAAACACAAACCCCACCAUAAACACAAACCAUUUGAGCCCGGAACAAGAAACCAUAUACAAUGAAAUUUGCAAGUGGAGGUCGCGGUCCGGUGCUGAUACCAGUCCGGACGCAUUCAAGUCAAAUGAAAUCACAGCUACUGCGAGUGAGCAAGCAAAUAGCAUGGCCAUGGGCAGAUCGCUAAACACAAUUGCGCUCCAAGUUGGGACAUUUGUAUUGUCGAAAGAUCCAGCACAAAGGAGGAAGAAAAUAAUGUCACCAUGGGUUGGGUUGAAGAUGAUGACGCCAACAGAAGCAUAUUGCAGGAUGGUUGAGAAAGCAUUUGAUUUCCUCAACACAGAAUAUGAUCUGAUCUUGUUCCCAAUCCAUGAAGCAAAUGAAAACGAACCGGAUGUAGCAGGGCACUGGUUUACAGUUGUAUUAAACCUGGCAGAUAAAGAGUUCCAAGUCAUUGAUUCUCUAAGGACCUCUGGCACCCAGUCACUGGUUCUGAAAGCACACAUGGUUCGCACGAAGAUCAUAACACUAUGGAAGAAGUACACGGCAAAGCACAAUGGGUGCACAGUCCCCAAUAUUUUUAGCUAUGAACUUCGAUUUAUCUCGGGCUACCGGCAAUUUGGAAUCCAUGACUGCGGAUUGUUCACCCUCAAGGCAAUUGAG